UCAGAAGACAAACUGUUCUUCACUUAUGUUCUGCCCAUAUAAUUAAAGCAGUGCAAGGAGCAAUUGGAAAAAAAACAACUGACAAAGGCUUGAAGGAAUUUGCCACUCACUGUGUGGCACAACUGAUAAAUACCACAAGUCUUAAGAGGGCAGUAGAAAUUUUCAAAUUCAUGUGCCAUGUGUUCUACACCAAACAAAACACAAAGUGUGUCAACCAGUGUCUUAAACAACUUCAUGACCAUAUUAGUGGAAUAACAAUUCCGGAAGACACACUUGAUGUGAAGCCGCCAGUGGAUGACUACAUCCCUCCAGAGGCGAAAACAAUACUGGCCAGGUCACCGUUCACCAAAGAAUUUGAUAGUGUACUUGACACUGUCAUGUGUAAUGAAGAUCCAGAAGAAGAAACAGAAAUUGGCAACAACAAAUACCAUUGUCCAGGGAUACUGGAUUUUCUCAUUAAAGAUUAUAUGCCAAUUUUCCCACUCUGGUCAGGGAUAAUGCUUGGAGAUUUGACAAGACACAACGCCAAAGAAUCUAGAGAUGACGACGAACUACAGAAAACCCAUGACACAAAUUGUCAUGCAGAAAAUUGGUUCUGCAUUGUCAAAGAUAAAAUAUUACAGAAAAAACUGCACCAUCGUCCAGCAACAUUCAUUCAAAAAAUGUAUGCAUCAUUGCAAGGCCGGUACAGGGAGCACAUUCUGCAACACAACCUUCCUGACAGAAUAUUACAGAAGUGUUUCAGUGUGAAAAAAGGACGAUUGGAGGACUCUGAAGAAAAAUGGGCCAAGAAGAGCGUGUGGGCCCGAAAAGGAAAUAAAACAAAGUACUUUCAUACACCAGAUGUAAUACCUUCUCCAAAAGCAAAAUCAUCAAAACCUUCAGUCGGUCACCCAAAGUCCAGUAAGGAAGGAGAUUGUGUCAAAAUUGAGUCAAAAAUUUCACAGUCUAGAAACACAACACCACACCGUGUCAAAGGAGUGUCUAAAACUUCACAGGCAUCAGAAGCUCAGACCAAAACCGAAAACAAAGAAACCGACAGUGUUGAGGUUGUGUCAGACACUUCACAGGAAUCAAAAGCUUCUGUUCGGCAGCAGAGGUCCAGAAGGAUAAAACCACACCAGGUCAAAGGAGCAUCAAAACCUUCACAGGCAUCAAAAGCUUCUGUAACAAAGCACAAAGGCAAAAAGGAAAAAACAGACACUGAGGCCACAACUCAUGCCUGUCAUGAUGACAUUGUACAGGCUUCUUGGAAUUCAAAGGACAGUGAAGUAGUAGUUGCAGUGGUGCAGUCACUUGACACGGAUGCAAUAUAUACAUUGCACAUAACAGAUUUCAAAAGCCUCAAACCACACAACUGGUUGAAUGGGGAGGUUAUUGAAUGCUACUUCCAAACACUGUUGAAUUCAAAAGACUGUGGAAGAAAAAUAUUUUUAUUCAACCACUACUAUGCCGGUGUCAUUGUAUUUGGGGAGAGGUCUGCAAUGUCAAAUUACAGUUACAAAAAGGUCAACUUUGAGAACUAUGAUGCCAUCAUUGGAUUCAUGCAAGUACACAGUAACCACUGGAAAUUUCUGUAUCUCAAUAGGACAUUGCAGAAAGCCUUUGUGGUGGAUCCCCAAGGGAAUGAUGAAGAAAAAGAUUCUGCACUUGCUGCUAAAAGAUUCAGACAAUACUUCAAGAUGCGGCAGAUAGUUCAUAAUAAAACAGACUGGGUGGAUGUGAAAUGGACAACAGGUGUCUUGACCCACAACAUACAGAAAGAUGGUUACAGCUGUGGCAUUUAUGUCAUGCAGGUAACUAUACAAUUGAAUGUAGCCUUGGAACAACACUCAUUUUUGCAUAACCUCAAUAGUGUAAUAUAUAAAUUUCCUAUUCUGCUAUGUCUAAUUCAUUUUGCAAGUUUAUUUUAUUAUAUUUAUGUAACCAACAGAUGGCUAAGGAGACAGUGGAGGCUUUUCCAAUGAUACCAUCUGAAAUCAUCAUACCUUCCAAUAAGCACCUCCUGUCAGAGCUGCGUAAGGAGAUGGCUGUAACAAUCCUAGAAU
This is a messenger RNA of Onychostoma macrolepis, 2048 nucleotides long. RefSeq lists its product as uncharacterized. Lineage: Eukaryota; Metazoa; Chordata; Actinopteri; Cypriniformes; Cyprinidae. Gene Ontology annotation, biological process: proteolysis. Gene Ontology annotation, molecular function: cysteine-type peptidase activity. The transcript has 11 exons. Bases 171 to 1967 code for a protein of 598 amino acids. The record is from RefSeq and is a predicted model, not a curated record.